Messenger RNA from Homarus americanus (American lobster), 7231 nucleotides. Its product is annotated as putative neural-cadherin 2. Gene Ontology annotation, molecular function: calcium ion binding. The record is from RefSeq and is a predicted model, not a curated record. The transcript has 26 exons. Gene Ontology annotation, biological process: homophilic cell-cell adhesion. Gene Ontology annotation, cellular component: plasma membrane. The coding region runs from base 283 to 7158 and encodes 2291 amino acids. Lineage: Eukaryota; Metazoa; Arthropoda; Malacostraca; Decapoda; Nephropidae.
CACACACACACACACACACACACACACAAAUACAGACAAAUAACAAGAGCCACAAAUGAGCUCUAGGUCGCUAUAGAGCCGUCACAACCCUCAACAACAACUCUAUUAACUAUACACAACACAAACUAUAAGUCAUGUAUUAAGAAGUCAAACAGGGGGCUACUACCUCCUCCUCCUCCUCCUCCAGCAGGUGAGGGAGGUGGGUGUGGUCCCUUCCUCCUGCUGGUGACGUGAGUUACCUGUGUGUGUGUGUCGUUACCUGAGGCUGGACACAUCCUUACCAUGGACCCCGGCAAGAUCUUCCAAAUUAUUACCAACAGUACGCUGCUUGCGACGCGGCUCCUGUCAGGGUCUGGGCCCCUGGAGUUCUCGGAGCCUCGCUACUGCGCCGUCCUGUCUGAAGACGCCCAGCUGGCGGCCACCGUCCUGGCUGUCACUGCCACACACAGUCAAGGUACAGCAGUAAGGUACAGCAUCACGGGAGGCAACAAGGACGGGCUCUUCACCAUCGACCAACACUCGGGAGUCAUCACCCUGGCGGCCGCCCUCGACUUUGAAGCUCACGACAAGCACGAGUUAGUGGUGGCGGCAGAGGGGGAGGGCCAGGCGGCACACACCAUGGUACAGGUGACAGUCCUCGACGUCAACGACAACGCGCCAUACUUUCUGAACCCUAAACCUCAAGUGACUGUCGUGGAGGAGGACGACCGUCACCUACCAGCUACCAUCGCCACGGUGGAGGCGACUGACGCAGACUGGCUGGACCACCACGGGCUGCUGUACACGGUGAGGGGGGAUGGUGUUGACGGCUUCCACCCCACCGACGCUUUCUUCUCCAUCAACUCUCUUACCGGGGAACUCAUCCAGCUCAAGGCGCUGGACCGUGACCCGCCCAGGGGGAUGAAGGUGUGGAAGGUGAGGGUGCAGGUGAGGGACGGUCAGGCACUAUGGAGUCGCCAGGCCAUGGAUCGUCUUCUGGCCUCCAACUCCAAGAAGAAGAACAAGGGCCAUAGCGCUAAAGUAAACAGAAGACGAAGAAGCGAGAGUAAUAAAUCUAAUACAAGAAAUUCACAAAAUGAAAAUAUCCCUGCGGAGUCUUUUGUUACGUUAGAAGAAAACGGAACUGUGAGUAAUAUUGAAAGAAAACGAGGUUAUCGCAGGGGUAAAUCCGAUAAAAGAGGCUUGGUAAGAGAAGAUGCUCAGGAAUAUCCUUUAGCUGCCUCCGCCUCAGGGAUCAAUGGACUUAGAAAUGUUGGAGUAAAACUGUCAAUGGACAAGACAACAGAAGCAAGAGAUGGUUAUAUCCCAGGUGACAAGUAUGAAGCCUGGGUGAACAGUGAACACAAACCCGGGACAGUGAGAGGUAACGCUAGAAAUACAAGGAACACCGAAGAUAAACUUGGAAUCAUGGAAGAAGAGGAGACUGAACACCAAAGAAUGAUACGUGAUGAUGAUGACAAUUUCGAACAAUCGGAAUCUAGACACAGAAAAGAUAAUACAAAGGUUAUAACUAAAAUAAAAGAGAGAGAUUCCAUUUCAGGUGGUCACAAGGACACUGUCUCACUGUCCAGACCGACCCGAGGACUCCUCAAGUCUCCUGACAAACAAACUUAUGACAUUAACUCUGACCUCAAGAUAGACUCCACUAAGAGGGUCAUAAAUGGUCCUUCACACGUCAGCCGUCGAGGGAACAAUGACUCUGUAGCCAUGGGGUAUCCACUAUUUUUUAAUCCAUAUAAUGAACUCAGUGGUCCAGGCCCAGAGUCAGCACAAAGCCCAAGUCGUUUGUUUCCUCCAUCACAAAAGGGAGUUAAAACGCCAGACGCCGCCAAGUUCUCUGAUCACGAGAAAGAUAUAUUAUCCAGGUACCAAACGUCAACACUUCAAACAAGUGACCCAGACCCGACUGUCAGGGCUAACAGCAAUAAUGAAGACAGACGCUUCGAGUAUUUCACACGUAACAAUGUGGCAAUUUUACCUGAUCAGCCCAGGAGCGAUAAGAUGAAGAAGUCAUUUUCUACUGUUCUGGACCCUCAACCCUCCCUGGUCACCUCGAGAGGCAGGAGAGCAGCGGAGGAGGAGCACUACCAGCUGGGCAGCUUCAGUGCGGACAGCGGCUGUGACGAGGGUCAGGACUCUGCAAGCAGCAACAAAACUCAGCCAUCGGGGCGUCGCCUGGGUGGUGGCAGCUUAAACGGUCUGGGAGGGUCGCGAGUACACGUGUCGGAGACGAUGGUCACGGUGCUGGUGAAGGACAUCAACGAUAACCCUCCCGUCUUCCCCAACGCCACCAUGUACGGGGAAGUGCAGGAGAACGGCCCUAUUGAUCUGUCAGUGGUGGUGAUAGCCGCCUGGGACGCCGAUGACGUCUCAGAGGGCACCAACGCCAGGAUAACUUACACCAUCCAGAAGAACGUGGUGUACGAGCCGACGGGGGAGGCCAUCUUCACCGUCCACCCCGAGACCGGCCUCGUCCGUACCUCCAUCUGUUGCCUGGACCGAGAGACAACACCUGAGUACGAGGUCCAGGUGGUGGCCACAGAUGGUGGAGGUCUCCAAGGCACGGGCGUGGUGGUGGUGAGGCUGGUGGAUGUGAACGACAACUCGCCCCGCCUGGAACAAUCACUGUGGGACGUGGAGAUAGACGAGACCUGGGGCCCUGGACCACCUGAUGACUCCACCCUCCUUCAGAUCACCGCCCUCGACGCUGACACCUCCAACUACUUCUUCUACAGGGUGGUGGAGGCCAGCGGGUGGGGCUGGGAGCACUUCGGCAUCAGGUCUGUGGGAGCCGAGGGUCAACUGUUCUCCCUCCAGACACUUGACUACGAGGACGACACUCAUCGGCGAGGCUUCAAGUUUAUGGUGCAAGUGACGGACAGGGGUCGCGGGGGAUGGAGGGACCCCCGCCACGUGGACGCCGCCUGGGUGUCCAUCCGCCUGAGGGACAUCAACGACAAUCCGCCCAAGUUCCACCGCCCACACGCCCACGUUACUGUGAGGGAGGAUGCCGCCCCAGGCACACUCCUAGCCGCCCUCCCCGCCCACGAUCCUGAUAUGGGCGGGGUGGGGGAGGUGCUGUACCGGGUGGAGGGGGGCUGGGGCGCCCUCACUGUCGACUCUGAGGGAGGAGUCAGCCUGCGUCACGCGCUGGACCGCGAGGCUCCUGACGGCGCUAUAGGUGUGGCCAAGAUCGUGGGUGUGGACCGUGGGCGGCCGCCCCUCUCCGCCACCGCCACCCUCACCAUCACCGUCACCGACGUCAACGACAGUCCGCCCGUCCUAUUGCCGCCCACAGUCUUCCAUGUGACGGAGGGCGCCGCCCCAACACUCCUUGGCUCCCUCACCGCCACCGACCACGACGUGUGGGCGCUGGGCCAUGGCCCGCCCUUCAACCUCUCCCUGGCGCCCACCAACCCCGCCCAUGUCCUCGCCCACAUCAACAUCAAGUUCGACCCUCACCUGGACAGUGGACGGGGCGGGGCGGAGGUGUGGACGGUAGGCGCCGUGGACAGGGAGGAACACCGUCAGCUGCUGGUGGGGGUGUUGGUGGCUGACGCUGGGGGGAUGGCCGCCACCCACACCGUCACCAUCAUCGUCGACGACAUCAACGACAACCCCAUGAAGCCCGCGGCCAAGACCGUCUACCUCUGGAAGACUCAGGGCGGGGGGUCGGAGGCGCCCCUAGGUCGGGUGUACGUGGAGGACCCCGACGACUGGGACCUGGCGGACAAGACCUUCAGCUGGCAAGGUUCUCCUCACCCGGUCUUCUCCCUCAACACCCAAACUGGUGACAUCUUUGCCUCCAGCCAGGUCAGAGCCGGCAGGUAUGAGCUACAGUUUACGGUGAGCGACCAUCUGUGGGGACAGCGAGACGUGGCGGCCAAUGUGACGGUGACGGUGAAGGUGCUGACUCCUGAUGCCCUCGCCCACGCCGCCCCCGUCACCCUCACGCCCACCACGCCCGCCCACCUCACCCGGGGAUGGACGCCAGAGCACGGCGGGGGCGGGCUGGGACGGGUGAUACAGGGUGUGUUGCGGGUGGUGGGGGAGGCCGCCCAUACAGUAGAAGUGGUCAGUGUCUACACCCACCCAGACCCCACCCACCUAGAUGACGCCCACCUAGACCACAACGACGCUGGCCACACCCACCCUUACCAUACUCCCGGAUCUGCUAGCAUCUUUACCAACACGCCCACACGCUCACAACAUUGGAUGACCCACGCCCCCUCAGCCUGUGUGUGGGUGAACGUGAGGGAAAGUCAGGGAGGCUUCAUGGACCCCAUUAAGUUACAGGGUCUUCUAGCAUUACGUUCACACCAGGUAGAGGCGGCGACCAACCUAACAGUGGUAGCGGAGGCCCCGUCGUCAGGAGGGUCUGGUGGAGGUGCGACCAACACCCAACACUACCUGACCUUCCCGUCCCUCCUCCACGACGGCGGCCCACCUGACCCCUCCUCCGCCGCCUACAGGGCCUCCACAACCCUCCCGCUACAGGUAGUGGACAUAAACUCCACCUCGUUAGUAACCCCACGCCUCACCCGCGCCCACGUCUGCUACGCCCAUGACCUGGAGACGUGCACGCCCACCUCCUGUCUAAACGGCGGGCGCUGCGUCGGCUCCCUCACCGGCAACAGGUGUGUGUGUCCUGGGGGGUCGUGGGGGGCGCGGUGUAAGGUGCUGGGCAGGACCUUCUCUGGCGCGGGGUGGGCGUGGGUGAGGCCUCUCCCUUCCUGCCUCCCCACUACUAUAUCUCUCAAACUCCUCACACGCCGCCCACACGCCCUCCUCCUCUACUCCGGCCCCUUAGCGCCCGCCCCACCACUCCCUAACCUCCCGACUACGCCAAUGUUGGCUCUGCAAGUGUGGCGUGGGCGGCCUCAGCUGUUGCUGGAGGGAGGCGCUGGGGCGGUCAAGCUGGAGGUUAACACUACAGUCAACGACGGUGACUGGCACACCCUCCACCUCUACCUCCACCCUCACGGUGUGGCCCUGAUGGUGGACGUGUGUGGUCACAGCCGCGGGUGGGACAACGACACACUCGACGACUCUGACUGUGUGGCGCGGGCAUCCUGGCCCAACCCUGAGGGCGUGGGGGCGUGGAUAGGCUCCGGUCCCCUCCAAGUGGGUGGGUUGGCCCACACAGCCCCCAGCCCCGCCCACCAUGGAUGGAGUGAGGCGCCCACACCGCGCCCACUAGAUGGCUGCGUCUCUCACCUCACAGUCAAUAGUCAGCUGGUGGACCUGGGGGAGCCCGCCUACAGCCUGGGUAGUGAGGGCGGCUGUCACCUACAGGAGGCAGCGUGCCCGGGCAGUUGUGGUCACCGAGGCCAGUGUGUGGGCGGUCUGAACCACCCUGAUUGUGAGUGUGAGCCAGGGUGGGCGGGCCCCUCCUGUGCCUCGCCCACCGUGCCCGCCACUUUAGGGUCGGCGUCCUAUGUUAGGCUCACGCUGUCCUUCAUACCGGGGCCGCGGGUGGUGACGGCACAACUGAGGCUGAGGACCCGCGGCGCCCGUCACGGCCUUCUGCUGCACCUGGCCACACAACAACAACUGACGGCGUUAACGAUACACCUGCGGGCAGGUGUCGUGUGUGCGUCAGUCACGGGGGUGGCAAGGGUGGCCUGUGUGGAGGGGCGGCCGGUGGGUGACGGCGCCUGGCACACCAUCAGGGCUGAGCGUCACGGACACAACCUGGUGGUGAGCGUGGACGACGGUGAUGGCUGGCGACGUAAUGAGUCUCUCGUGUCUCUGGAACAACCUGACGAAGAAGGGGACGUAAGGGAGUCACCCGUGCCCCUGGACCUUGGUCAGAAUGAAGGAGUGACUGUGGGAGGUCUGCCAGAGUUGGUGGGCGUGAACAUCGUCAACGUUUUAGAUGACCUGCAGGAGAGUUGUAUUGACGACGUGCGAGUAUCGGGUCGCCAGCUGCCGCUGCCGCCUGCCGUGAAUGGCACCAGCUGGGGGCAAGUGACCACCUGGCAGAAUGUAGAAUCUGGCUGUAAUGCCUCGGACGCUUGCCUCAAUACCACCUGUGACGCCCCCCUCUCCUGUGUGUCCACCUGGGGCGCCACCACCUGCAGCUGUGGUUCAGGGAGACAGCUGGUGGGCCGCAGCUGUCAGGACCUGGACGAGUGUGUGUGGCGGCCAUGUCUACACGGUGGCACCUGCUACAAUCUGCGGCCCGGGUUCCAGUGUGUAUGUGGCCCGGGUCACGCUGGUGACCACUGCCAGUGGAACAACCUGGCCACCGCGGGCCACCCACUUACCGCCCCCGUGGCCAUCGCUACUGUCGCAGUCUCUCUCCUCCUCCUGGUGGUGGUGGGUGUGGUGCUCUCCGUCAGGCUCCGUCGUCAGUGGUUCACCAGGGGGCCUCGAGCACGGCAGGGGGAGGCGGGGGGGCAGGAGGGCACCGUACUGGAGAUGAAGGACGGUGUGGAGAGUGACGCUCAGGUGCUACAGGCGGAUCAUCACCAGGCCCUUCUACACUGCCUCAGACUGCCGCUUCCACACCACCACACCUCCUCCUCCUCCCAAGACAAAGAGGAAAGUGUCCCAGUAAGUCACAACACACCCUACACUGGUGACGCCCCAGUUACUACUAGUGUACCGGUAACAACUAUUGUCCCGGUUAGUGUGGGCGUGCCGAUGACAGCCAGUGUACGGGUGAGAGUGACUGCAGGCGUGGUAGGCCUCGACCCUUUGCCAGCCAAGGACGACCUCAGAGCUUACGCCUACGAGGGUGAUGGUUCCUCUGCCGGAUCUCUAUCGUCUGCCUUAUCAGGUUUACGGGAGGAGCAAUUUGACACAGAAAACAUCCAGUCAUUAGCACCUGAAUUCCUAGAAGUAAUGGACCUAUUGAGGAACUUACCUGAAGCCACCAAGUCUCCCUCACUCCUACCUAAACUCAAGGAGCAGAAGGCGAGGAGAAGGAGGAGUUCGGUCGAGUCCACAGUGAGUUUAGUUGCCGCCACACAGUGUAGGUCACCACACGGGACGAGGAACAAGAUCUCUUCUAUAGUGAAAAGGAAAUUUGGUUCCUCGCCUGUUAGUACCAAGACGGCUAAUGCUGCUACUGCCUCUACUGCCUCUACUGCCUCUACUGCCUCUCCCAAACAUGUUGCUUCGACUGCUGAUGAGGAACGGACGACGGUGUGAGGUGUCUGUCUGUCUAUCUAUCUGUCUGUCUGUCUGUCUGUGUAUGUCUGUGUGUGUGUUGUCUGUGUAUGUA